AUGAAACCAUGCACUCAUACUUUUUGGCUGGGCCUGGAGAAUCAGGGCCACGACGCCCAGCUUCUUGUCUCAGACAGGACCGAAAGACUUACCAGCAGUAUCCCAGACUGCGAUAUUGAGCAGCCCAGCCUAUUCGUACUGAUCGGUAACACCACGAAAUCAAGUGCCCUUCGAGAAGUGUUCAGUGUCAGGAGAAGCCGAAGUGCUGGAUUUAAACGGAGCCGCGGUUUACACUUACACGUUGACCCGUCAAGUAUAUUUCGCGGACGACCACUUCUCAUCGCCGAGGGUGACAUUCGCAGCAGCAUCACUGCGAAGCUGACCAAGGGCAGGUGUCACCGUAUAAUCAAGCGGACAGUUGAGAGACCCAGUCACGGGUCGACCAUCGCGCAGAUCUCGAACGGCAUCUAUUCUCAGCUCCUGUAUCCCUUCGCUGAUGUCUUCGUGUUCUUCUCUGAUGAUAUCGGCGGGUUGAGACAAGUAGCAUGCGCGUUGGCGCAAUGGCUAGAGGGCAGCCACGCGUCGAUGCCAUCAAACAACAUUCGCCCAAAAGUCGUGAUAGCAAUUGAGUUGACCACUGUCAGUGUGGCAAGCGAGAAGAAGGCCCGAGCAGACUUUAUUUCCCUGUUGCGUGAAGAAACCGCAAGGGAUCCGAUGCAGAUUUUCUCAUCGAUCGACAUCCUUGGCCUUUUCCCGAGCGGGUCUAUAUCCGUCGAUGCGCGCUAUAGGGCUCUCAAGGAAUUGCUCAUGCAGAGUUCCGAUGAAAUACGAGCGGCGAGCGCGUGCGGGCAUUUCGCAACCGUUGUUGCGCAGCCUUUUGACUGCAUUCAGGCGUCAAGAUCUCACAACCCGGUCGCUAAAGACCUGGUUCAGCAUUUCUCCGGCUUCUUGCAGUACAUCAAGACCCCAAUAGAGCUGAUCGACUUCGCCGCUCCAGUCCUCGGGUCGAGCCUGCUCCUAGAUAACUACCUGCCUGAGAAUCACUUAUUUAAGCCGUCCGAUGUCUUCAACGCCUUGUACAGGGAGAUAUUUCUCCAGGUGAGCAAAAGUAGGGUGAUUUGCUUCGAGGGGUCCAGCGAUGUGAUGCUUCGCAGCGGGUUUAUUGAUGCUGUUGAAAAACAUUUUGAUGAAUCAUUUGGGCAACUCAUUCGGGGGCCGAACACAUCGGCCAGGAUCCACGGCGAAACCCUCGGACGCUAUAGGACUGCGUGGAAGGAGAUCCAUUCCAACAGCACCUGUCUUUCUUGCCUGCGCCGCAGACCGCAAUACGGUCUGCAGUGCGGACAUGUCGUAUGCGAGAGCUGCGUCCUCAGCUUUGGCAACCGGUCCCCAGGGGACCCAUGGCUCUUUGAACUCGAAACAUGCUUUCUAUGUGGGGAAGAGAUGCUGGGCGGGGCAUUAGUUCGCGUGCACCCACCCACCGCAGGCGUCGGGGUGCUGUGCGUCGACGGCGGAGGCGUGCGGGGGAUCGCCCCGCUCAGAUUAAUGAGGAGGAUCCAGGAGCGGCUUAGCCUGCCGAUUCCUUUUCAGAGGCUCGUCCAAGUCGCCUUCGGAAUCAGUUCAGACGUCUUCCUGAAUGGAAAAUCCAUUGAGGAAUCUACAGACAGGUUUGAAACACUAGCACGAGUGAUUUUCCAGCGGCGAGAGCUGAUUAUUCCAUUCCUACCUCGGUUCCUCAGGCCCCUGGUGGCGCAGGUCGUGGGGAGCUCUGGCCCGUUUCCUGGCCUGUUCCGUCUCCUUGACGUGAUCGUUUCGUAUUUUGCUGACGGCUUGUACCCCCCGCAACAUAUCGAGGCUGCUCUGAAAGAAGCCUUCGGAAACGAAAAAAGCAUAUCGGACGUCUCACACGCGGCGCGCAAUGGGACACUAGUUGGUCUGCCAGCUGCUACAGUCAGCAAGAGACCCCGUAGCCGCAUCUUCACGAAUUACAACGGUGUCGGCGAUCGUGAAGAGGCUGUCGACCAUGCCAUCAAACCAGGCAGUGGAUGCGGACGAGUCAAGCUUUGGGAGAUGGCCGCUCGAAAACGACCCAUUGAUCUCGGCACUGUCUGA
Messenger RNA from Diaporthe amygdali, 2052 nucleotides. RefSeq lists its product as uncharacterized. Lineage: Eukaryota; Fungi; Ascomycota; Sordariomycetes; Diaporthales; Diaporthaceae. Bases 1 to 2052 code for a protein of 683 amino acids. Gene Ontology annotation, cellular component: membrane. Gene Ontology annotation, biological process: arachidonate metabolic process. The transcript is spliced from 6 exons. The record is from RefSeq and is a predicted model, not a curated record.